AUGGAGGGCGCAGGGCCCCGGGGGGCCGGGCCGGCGCGGCGCCGGGGAGCCGGGGAGCCGCCGCUGCCGUCGCUGCCGCCGCUGCUGCCACCACUGCUGCUACUGCUGCUCUGGCUGCUGCCCGGCCCCGCGGCGCCCCAGGAGCUGAACCCGCGCGGCCGCAACGUAUGCCGUGCGCCCGGCUCCCAGGAGCCCAUGUGCUGCACCGGCUGGAAGCAGCAGGGGGACGAGUGUGGGAUCGCGGUGUGCGAAGGCAACUCCACGUGCUCGGAGAACGAGGUGUGCGUGCGGCCGGGGGAGUGCCGCUGCCGCCAUGGCUACUUCGGUGCCAACUGCGACACCAAGUGCCCGCGCCAGUUCUGGGGCCCCGACUGCAAGGAGUUGUGUGUCUGCCACCCGCACGGGCAGUGCGAGGACGUGACAGGCCAGUGUACGUGUCACGUGCGGCGCUGGGGAGCACGCUGUGAGCAUGCGUGCCAGUGCCAGCACGGCUCGUGCCACCCGCGGAGCGGCGCGUGUCGCUGCGAGCCUGGCUGGUGGGGCGCGCAGUGCGCCAGCGCGUGCUACUGCAGCGCCACGUCGCGCUGCGAUCCACAGACGGGCGCGUGCCUGUGCCACGCAGGCUGGUGGGGCCGCAGCUGCAAUAAUCAGUGCGCCUGCAACACGUCGCCAUGCGAGCAACAGAGCGGCCGCUGCCAGUGCCGUGAGCGCACGUUCGGCGCGCGCUGCGAGCGCUACUGCCAGUGCUUCCGUGGCCGCUGCCACCCUGUGGAGGGCACGUGCGCCUGCGAGCCGGGCUACCGGGGCAAGUACUGCCGGGAGCCGUGCCCUGCGGGUUUCUACGGCCUGGGCUGCCGUCGCCGAUGCGGCCAGUGCAAGGGCCAGCAGCCAUGCACCGUGGCAGAAGGCCGCUGCCUGACCUGUGAGCCCGGCUGGAACGGCACGAAGUGUGACCAGCCGUGCGCCACUGGUUUCUACGGCGAGGGCUGUGGCCAUCGCUGCCCGCCGUGUCGCGAUGGGCACGCCUGCAAUCACGUCACUGGCAAGUGCACACGCUGCAACGCGGGCUGGAUCGGCGACCGGUGCGAGACCAAGUGCAGCAAUGGCACUUACGGCGAGGACUGCGCAUUCGUGUGCGCCGACUGCGGCAGCGGCCACUGCGACUUCCAGUCGGGGCGUUGCUUGUGCAGACCUGGCGUCCACGGGCCCCACUGUAACCUGACGUGCCCGCCGGGGCUCCACGGCGUGGACUGCGCACAGGCCUGCAGCUGCCAUGAGGAUUCUUGCGACCCGGUCACCGGUGCUUGCCGUCUGGAGACCAACCAGCGCAAGGGAGUGAUGGGCGCAGGCGCACUGCUCGCCCUGCUCCUCGGUCUGCUGCUCUCGCUGCUCGGCUGCUGCUGCGCCUGCCGCGGCAAGGACACAGCGCGCGGGGAGCUCUCGCUUGGGCGGAAAAAGGCGCCACAACGACUGUGCGGGCGCUUCAGCCGAAUCAGCAUGAAACUGCCCCGGAUCCCGCUACGCAGGCAGAAGCUCCCCAAAGUCGUAGUGGCCCAUCACGACCUGGACAACACGCUCAACUGUAGCUUCCUGGAACCACCCUCAGGGCUAGAGCAGCCCUCACCAUCAUGGUCCUCCCGGGCCUCCUUCUCCUCCUUUGACACCACUGAUGAAGGCCCCGUGUACUGUGUACCCCACGAGGAGGCGGCAACCGAGAGCCGGGACUUGGAGGUCCCCACCGCCCCUGCUGAGGCACAGGCGCCAUCUCCUGCGCUGGUGUCCUCGGAGGAGGCAACGCCCCUCCCCGCGUCCUCUGAUAGCGAGCGGUCAGCGUCCAGCGUGGAGGGGCCUGGCGGGGCACUGUACGCACGCGUGGCCCGGCGCGAGGCCCGGCCGGCCCGGGCCCGGGGAGAGGCUGGGGGCCUGUCGCUUUCGCCAUCUCCCGAGCGCAGGAAACCGCCGCCACCCGACCCCGCCACCAAGCCCAAGGUGUCCUGGAUUCACGGCAAGCACGGCGCCGCCGCCGCUGCCCGUGCACCCUCACCGGCACCCCCGGGCCCCGAAGCGGCACCCAGCCCCAGCAAGAGGAAACGGACGCCCAGCGACACGUCUGCGCGACCGGACGAGCCUGGCAGCCCCCGGGCCCGUGACCCAACUCCACGGUCCCCGGGGCUGGCUGAAGAGGGGACAGCCCAAGCGGCGCCCUCACCGCCCCGGGCUCGGGCGCGGGGUCGCGGCCCUGGCCUCUUGGAGCCCACGGACGCUGGCGGUCCCCCGCGCAGCGCGCCAGAGGCCGCCUCCAUGCUUGCCGCGGAGCUACGCGACAAGACUCGCAGCCUGGGCCGCGCCGAGGGGCCCCCGGGCGCACAGGGCCCCAGGGAGAAGCCAGCGCCUCCGCAGAAGGCCAAGCGCUCGGUUCUGCCCGCCUCACCGGCCCGCGCGCCCCCAGCGCCCGAGGCCCCAGGGCCCGAGAAGAUGGCGGCCAGCGCGCCGGUGCCCGACACCCCCCGGAAGAAGACCCCCAUCCAGAAGCCACCGCGCAAGAAGAGCCGGGAAGCCGGGGGCGAGUUGGGCAGGGCAGGUGCACCCACUCUGUAGCAGGCGGCGGCCGGCCGCGCCCGCAGCUUCCCUUGGCUUCGCAGCGCUGCUUGCCCCCUUGCGUUGCGCGCCUGGUGGGCGCCUCCCGCGGCUGCCUGCGCGCGGUAGCCUUGCGCAGGCCGAGGCCCGAGCGGCAGGGAGGGAGGCUGCGUCUUAUUGGCUCAGGCCUAGACUGCGGCUCUCUGAUUGGAGCUCCCGCUUCGGCGGGAAGUCCCUAUUCCAUUGGUCGAAGCCUGACAGGCUCUUAGCUGGCGACUCCCUUCCUAUAGACCCAGUUUUGGAGGGUUCCCGCCAGCCAGGGUCUCAAAGGCCAGGACUGGCGGAUUCUACCUAGAGACCACCUCCUACUAGCCAAGUGUGCGUUUGUCUGGGGCUGCCUUCUCACUGGCUGAGGCCAGAAGCACUUCUGCUCUCGCUGCCUCUUAUUGGCCAGGGCCUGGCGCCUCUGGCUGGAGUCUCCUUUUCUUGACCACAGUCCCAGGCUACUUCCACUGGCCGCGACCCAGGGCAUCUGGUUGACCUGAGCCUGGGGAGGAGGGCUGGUCUCUGCUCCUCAGGGGGCUCUGCACCCUGGGCUCGGCUUUUCCCACCUUCCCCCUCCUUGUGCCCCUUGCCCCAGCUUCCCCAGGCCCUAGCCCCUCAGCUGUCAGCUGGUUUUGAUGGCCUCCCACCACCCCACACACUGGUGGGAAUCCGAGGGGCACUCCAGUAGCCUGAAGAGACAUAUUUAUAGGCCCCCGGCAGGGCUGCUUCUACCCCAUCCGGGUGCCCCAGGAUGGGCUCCUCCGGCAGGGGCUUGGCCAAAGCUUUCUUAAUAAAGUGCCUUUUCCCCCCUGUGCUC
Molecule: messenger RNA, 3439 nt
Organism: Rhinolophus ferrumequinum (greater horseshoe bat)
Lineage: Eukaryota; Metazoa; Chordata; Mammalia; Chiroptera; Rhinolophidae
Gene: SCARF2
Product: scavenger receptor class F member 2
Exons: 11
Coding region: 1-2598 (865 amino acids)
Molecular function (GO): scavenger receptor activity
Source: RefSeq, a predicted model, not a curated record